GUGACGAAUGAAGAGACAGGGGAAGGAAGGUAUUCGGGAGUGAGUAUGUGGGCCGGAAGUAAUUUUCACUGGGGCCCAAAUAAAGCACUUCCCACUCAUCUCACGUUGUACAAUGGGAGCAUGCCGUGGGAGGAGCGAGUGGACAUCGCCCUUUCCUGGUUCUCCCACCCGGAUCGACCGGCCAAUUUCGUCGUCUUCUACUUGGAGGAACCCGAUAGAACGGGGCACGAUAACGGACCGGAUUCUCCGGAGGUGAAGGCGAUGGUGGAGAAGGUGGAUGCAUUGUUUGGAUAUCUCGUGUCUCGGCUCGAGGCCCUGAGCCUGUUAAACGGGACCAAUUUCAUCGUCCUUUCGGACCACGGGAUGCUGGGAGUGAAUCGCAGCAUGGCGUUAGACCUCGAAUCCAUCCCCGUCCCUCCCAGUGAUUACUUGCAUGCCACUAACUCUCCCCUAGUACUCAUCUAUCCGCUGGAAGGGAAAGAGGAAAAAGUUUAUCAGGGAUUCCUCAAUGCAUCCAUGACGAAACCAUUCACAGUGUACAAAACGGAAAACACCCCCGAAGAAUGGCAUUACGGACCCACAUCACAUUCCCCACCAUUAUACCUGGUUGCGGACAAAGGAUAUACUUUCAGUGAUGAUGCCUGGUUGCUGAAUACCCCCAAAGACCCGAGGUACGACAUGAUCGGCGUUCAUGGAUACAACAAUUCCUUUCCCGAAAUGCAGGCCUACUUGAUCGCCCACGGCCCGGCAUUCAAGAACGGGUACGUAUCCUCCGAUAAUGCCGUUUUCAACAAUCUGGAUGUUUAUCCUUUGCUCUGUCACCUCUUGGGAAUCCAAGCUCGUCCAAAUAAUGGAACUCUGGAGCACUCGCUGAACUUUCUGAAGACAACCGGCUCGACUGGCCACGGUAUCGGGUUAGUGUCGUCGUAUGAUCUCUGA
Messenger RNA from Darwinula stevensoni, 939 nucleotides. NCBI's taxonomy places the organism in Eukaryota, Metazoa, Arthropoda, Ostracoda, Podocopida, Darwinulidae. The record is from the annotation of a GenBank genome assembly.